This is a messenger RNA of Toxotes jaculatrix (banded archerfish), 1947 nucleotides long. RefSeq names its product nanos homolog 1 (gene nanos1). Lineage: Eukaryota; Metazoa; Chordata; Actinopteri; Toxotidae. Gene Ontology annotation, molecular function: mRNA binding; zinc ion binding. Gene Ontology annotation, biological process: negative regulation of translation; oogenesis. The record is from RefSeq and is a predicted model, not a curated record. The coding region runs from base 146 to 826 and encodes 226 amino acids. The transcript has a single exon. Gene Ontology annotation, cellular component: perinuclear region of cytoplasm.
GCAGGACGCUCAAACAUAACAGGAACACAGGAGACCACAUCGCUGUACAUGAACCGUUCUUGGAGACGUACUCGGGCUACAAAGACUUUACGGAUUACACUGGCUGUUUCACCUUUUGACGGCAAACAAACGACCAGAAGUGGCCAUGGAUUUUCUCAACCACAACUAUUUGAAUGCGCGCAGCCCAUAUGACUAUACUUUUAAUUUCUGGAACGACUAUCUCGGGCUGACGACGCUGGUUACGAAGAAUAAUAAGCUCAGCAUGCCCCAGAACCCCAACUCCAUCACCGAGUCCCUGAAAGCGACCCUGGGCUUGGACGAUUCCCCGGCGUGUCCGUGCGUAAUCUCGGGCGGCGUUGGAGAGAGCGGGCACCUGGACUGUUGCUGCCCGUCCGGGAGCCCCCCGCCGGCCUCCAUCCUGGACUUGAAAGAGCGUUUCUCGAUACUGAGCCCAUUCCAAAACCAGCUCAGCGUCCAGCUGCCGGAGCGGGAGGUGGGCUUUGGUGGCAGCUUCACAGGGUUAGAUCUGUUCGGCAUGGAGCGAAAGAUGCGCAAGCCCGCUUCCAGGAACAAGCAGGAGCCCAAAAUCUGCGUCUUCUGCCGAAAUAACGGAGCGCCAGAGGAGGUGUACGGCUCCCACGUCCUGAAGACUCCGGACGGAAGGGUUGUGUGCCCGAUUCUGAGGGCUUAUACCUGUCCCCUUUGCAGUGCCAACGGGGACAAUGCCCACACGAUAAAAUACUGUCCACUGUCAAAAGACCAGCCAUCCCAGCGACCAUUAAAGGGGGGGAGGGCAGUGGGUGGUAAGAGGAUGAAAAUAUUCUAAACAGACAAGACUAUAAAGUAAAUUGAAUUGCACUGAACAAUUUCCAGAUGACUGUUUUGAUUUCGGCUCUAGCCUUUAUCCCAGUUUCAUAAACAUAUUGAUUUUAUCUUUUUUUCCUCUAAGAUCUCUUAUAUUUUUAUAGUUCCUUUAUCCACAUAGAAUAAUUUUAUGCUUUAUACAUUGAAUUUAUUUUUCUUUCUAGUUUGUAGUCAUUUGAGCGUGUGCAUAUAAAUACACCUAUGUAUCAAUAAUCACAAAGUGUGAAUAAAUUAAAAAAAAAAAAUAUUUUGGUCACGUAGGGAAACACACUGACAUUGGCAAAGGGGAUGAAUGUCAUAUUUCUACCGAGUAUUUUUGUACGGUGAGCUAAGCUCGCUUCGAUUUUCUUUCUCGUCUUAGAAAACCAAAGUUAUGUUUGCCAUUAAAGAAGCUCAAGAAUGUGUCAUUAAUGAGUACUUGUGUGCGUCUGACUGGAGGAGGAACCCUUUGAUCCCAUCUGCCUGCCUAAAAACUCCACAACAUAUUUUCCAACUUGCUUUAAAAGUUGACAUUCAAUCUGUGAGGCAGGAAGAAAAAAAAGACAAUGUGGCCUCUGUUGAGGGCUCAUAUUCUCUGGGGGACUUUAUAAUCAGUUGUUGCUAAGCCAAACCUCUUUUCCAAUCCUAUGUGAUGAGAAAGUUAUCUGGCUUUACAAGCAGAAAUGAGAGAUACUAGCCUACAUUUUUUAUGUUUACAUUCCCAAAUAAGGGCGACACACUGGAUUUCUUUUCUCUGUCAGGUCUCUCUUUCUCUCUGGCAUUUCUUUUUUUUUUUUUUUUUAAUUUGCCCCUGACAUUGUAUUCACAGGAGAGUCUCAUGGGCAGGUCUGCUCUGCAAUACAAAGUGGAGUGAGUCCCAUUUACCUUUCACUCUGAGUGAGGGGUGAAAAAGAGCAAAUGAAUGUUAGUAAACAAGAAAAAAAAAACCAUAAUGCUAUCCCAUAAUUUCUUUUUGAAGAAUCCAAAAAAAAAAAAAAAGGAAAAAAGAUGCAAACAUGUUGUGAAUGUAUGAUUGAAAGUGUCACUUGCAGGACUGCACAUUUCUGACAGUUUUGUUUACCAAAGGAAUACAAUUGCAUUGAA